Chaetomium globosum CBS 148.51 is the source of this 1530-nucleotide messenger RNA. RefSeq lists its product as uncharacterized. Gene Ontology annotation, molecular function: magnesium ion binding; ribose phosphate diphosphokinase activity. Gene Ontology annotation, cellular component: cytoplasm; ribose phosphate diphosphokinase complex. The record is from RefSeq and is a predicted model, not a curated record. Gene Ontology annotation, biological process: 5-phosphoribose 1-diphosphate biosynthetic process; ribonucleoside monophosphate biosynthetic process; purine nucleotide biosynthetic process. The transcript is spliced from 2 exons. Bases 1 to 1530 code for a protein of 509 amino acids. Lineage: Eukaryota; Fungi; Ascomycota; Sordariomycetes; Sordariales; Chaetomiaceae.
AUGCGCGGCACAUUGAUCUUCGCGGGCAGUUCCUGCCCUGAUAUCACAGACAAGAUAUGUCACAACUUGGGCAUGGCGCGGGCUGACGCCGAGCUCACCCAAUUCUCCAAUGGCGAAACAAGCGUCCGCAUCCUCACUAGUGUUCGGGAAAAGGACGUGUUUGUCGUCCAGUCGGGCAGCCCCAAGAUCAAUGACACCAUCAUGGAGCUGCUCAUCAUGAUCUCUGCCUGCAAGGGCGGCUCUGCAAACAAGAUCACCGCUGUGCUGCCGUACUUCCCGUACAGCCGCCAAUCCAAGAAGAAGUCGCAUAGAGGCGCUAUAACGGCAAGAAUGCUGGCCAACCUUCUCGGGGUUGCCGGCGUCAAGCACGUCGUCACGGUCGAUCUCCACGCGUCUCAGAUGCAAGGCUUCUUCAAGUGCCCGGUGGACAAUCUGCACGCGGAGCCUCUGAUCGCUCGCUGGAUCCGCCGCAACGUACCGAGGUGGCAGGAGGCGGUGGUGGUGUCCAAGAACGCGGGCGGCACCAAACGGGUUACCUCGCUGGCCGACGCCCUCAAGCUCAACUUUGGCAUGGUGACGACGGACAAGAAGAGAGGCCCGGGCCCGAGCAUGGCGGCCAGCAUGAUCUCGUACCCGCUGGACGGGAUCGAGCGGCAGCCGGCGCUCGACCCCAUCAGCAGUCAGGUGCGUACCAACUACUCGUCAGAGCCUGAGAAUGGCACCUCCGCUACCGACGGGGCCCAAUCCCAAGAUUCCCGCACCGCGGCGGAUGGUCAAGGAUCGCCGCGGAUGCGUGCUAAUGGCACUCAUUUGCGGAAUUCGGCCCACCGCAAGUCGCCCCCAAGACGCUCACAGACCACGCUGUCGCAGUCGUCCGUCAUUGAUGAGCUGGACGAGGAGGCGGACUCGGAGGCAGACGGACUGGAAUACAACGAUCAGCGAGCCCAUGAAGUGACGCACGGCCGGCUGGUGCAGGGCCACAUCGUCCCUGAUGAUUUCCCCUCCCCGGCGACGUCGGUGGCCGAUACAAACGUGCCGGACGAUGACCCAAUGACUUUGUCGCAUGCGUCCUCCUUCUUUGCGCCCCAGCCUCACGCCCUCGGCGGUUCUGGGGACGUGGGGGCGAGCUCGGAUGAAGAGGACGACAUCCUGAAGGAUCCCAAAGUCGAACGCACGAUAACGCUAGUGGGCGAUGUCAAGGGCCGGUCAGUCUUCAUCGUCGAUGACAUGAUCGACAAGCCAGGAUCGUGGAUCGCAGCUGCAGAGACGGUGGUUAAGCGCGGCCGUGCCAGCAAGGUCUACUGUAUCGCCACGCAUGGCGUCUUUGGAGGAGACUGCCUGGAGCAGAUGCAAGCUUGCGACUGCAUCGACACAAUCGUCGUGACCAACAGCUAUCCUAUUCCCGAGGACAAGGCGCGCAAUGCGAGCAAGCUAGUGGUUCUCGACCUGUCGUUCCUCUUGGCCGAGGCGAUUCGGCGGAACCAUUACGGCGAGUCAAUGUCGUCCCCUGUUCCAUACCUCAUAAAUUAA